This is a messenger RNA of Dracunculus medinensis (Guinea worm), 1491 nucleotides long. Lineage: Eukaryota; Metazoa; Nematoda; Chromadorea; Rhabditida; Dracunculidae. The record is from the annotation of a GenBank genome assembly.
AUGGGUGCUCAUCGAGGAAAAUGUGGGAAUGUUGACAUGAUGGAUGAAACAGAAUCAACUAAUAAUGAAGAAUUAUCACUUGAUUUUCAUGUGCUGAAAUCUAAUUUAUUACGAAAUCGGACUGAAACACAUGCAUUGGAACUUUUUCAACAAUUGUUAUCAAUUUCUAUGAAUAAUUUGGAUGAUUUAUCCAUAGAAACUUUUCACGAUUUGAAGGAUCUUAUCCAUUGUAUAUUCGAUUCGAUAUCAGUUCCUAAUCUUUUUCAACAACCUCAGUCGCUACUUUUGAAUGCAAUAACUCGUAGUCCAUCUAGUGUUGUCACUAUUAUCGUCGAUUAUUUAUUAAAUCACUUAUCGGAUGUCAAGGCUUUUCUUUCAGUUUCUAACACAGAGGUGACUUUGGCUUUGGCUAAUCGCAUUAUUGAAUCGGCAUGCGCCGAAUCUGUCGCUAAUUUGUUGUGGCAAUUUCUUAAUGUAAAUGUGGUAAAAGAAAAGCUAGAAUCACUUCUAGCAAAUAAUAGAGCUGAAGAGCGAUUUCGGAUUUUUCAGGUGAUUUCUAUUUUUUUGAAAGAAGGGGGUGAGCCUCAACAAGUGAGCAGUUUCAUAAAUGCACUUGAAAAGGAACUUUUAUCCACUGAUAUUCUUUCUCAGUUGAAUGCUGUUGAAAUGUUUGCAGAUGUGGCUUCUCAACAGGCAGCAGUGGCGUCUUAUUUAAUAUCAACAGGUUUUGUUGAUCGUCUUUAUAAAUAUUUUGUGGAAAUUACUGAUCAUCCCGAUAUGGGAUUUAUAUUUCCUGCCCUUGUGAAGUUUUUUGGCCAUUUGUCUGUUGUUAACGUCGAUUGUCUUCUUAAAUAUCCAAAGUUUCUCGACUCAGUUUUUGAUCUUGUUUUUCAUUUUGAUAUGUUAGACCCUUGUCAACGUCUAUUAGCAUUUGACACUAUUGCUGUUAUUGGCUCAAAUGAUACAGGAAAAUUGUUUCUUCAUAAAAUUUCUGAUCAUUAUGAUCUUAUAAAGACGAUGAAUGCUUUCGGUGCAGCUAUUGGCAGUGGGCCACUAGAAUUGCGUGUACGCCAUAUGGAUGCUUUGGCAAUGCUUGUUCACGUGGAAAAUCCAGUUGAUGAUAAUAUAAGUAUGAUAGUGGAGUCGUGGGUCAGAAAUAUCGGUGAGCCUUUUCCAACGCUUUUGAUGGCUUAUUAUACAAAACCCUUUAAUGACAUUCGGCUUUCAUCUGAACGCCUUAUUUUGGAACUUUUAAAUUACAGUUGGAUGAUUGAAAAAUUAAUGACAGUUCCAAAUUUUUUGGACAAAAUUUUGGAUCGAAGUGUGCAAACAACAGCUGAGGGAAUGCAAAUGAAACAUGAAAUUGUUUGCAAACUCAUUGAUAGUAAUAGUACAGCUAUUCCUGCUCCAUAUAUGUCAAAACUACAAUUAUAUCAGCGUGAAGGGCCAUAUUGCCAAUCUAUACAAAAUAUCGAAAUGAGCAAUCCUUAA